AAAGUUUGCUAAAGCUCAGACUGUUGUGUAAUUAUUCUUUAAUAGUAGUUCCAAAAGUUAGAUUGUGAAUUGCGAAUUUGUGAAAUUUUUCGUUUGGCAAUAAUAUUCCUUGGAUUAUCAAACGAAGAAAAAAAUUGAAUUUAGAGCCAAAAAGUUGAUUGCGCAUGCAUUUCAAGCACAGUUUUUAGUUUCCACAAAAUCAAUCAAAAUGCAUCUUGGGAUAAUUUCUGUAAAAUAUACAAUCUUCUUUCUCAACUUUUUAUUUCUAAUACUAGGCACUGCGAUGAUCGUAGUCGGUGACAUUGUACAGACGAAAAUCGUUCACUAUCACGAUUUCAUUGAUUACUUUACAGCAUCGUAUCCCACUUUGUUGACUGUGACCGGGUUUUUUGUAAUUUUCAUCGCAUUUUUGGGCUUUUUUGGAGCUAUUAAAGAAAGCACUUCUAUGAUUUUUUGCUACACCAUCAUCGUGAUCUUCACCGUUGCGUUCGAACUCGGUACUACUGAAGCUGCGUAUGUGAAAAGAAAAUGCGCUUUGAUGAAAAUUGUUGACAAAAAACUUAACGAAAAACUGGGCAAAUACCCUGAAAACCCUUCAUUUAAUGCUACCUGGCAUUUACUUCAAACUGAGUUGAAAUGUUGCGGUAUCAACGGACCAGAAGAUUGGGAUGGCGUUUUGCCAGAAAAUACGCUUCCAGGUUCGUGUUGUCAGAAGGGGCAAGGAGAUGAAUGCUCAAAGUUUGACCCAUCGGUGUUAAAAGAUGGCUGCAAGACCAAAUUUCUCGAUUACUUGCGAUCAUAUUUGGUCGCAGUUGUUGGCGUCGGCAUCGGAGCAAUAGUGGUACAGCUAUUGGCCAUUGUAUGCUCCUGUUACUUGUAUUCCGCUUACAAUAAAGAUGUUCGCCAUUAAACAAACAAAAGCUAAAAUGGAUCACUACCAGGAUGGCUAACACCAUCACGCAACGGUGAAGAUCACGAUGAUGGUGUACUGUAACACCAUCACGAACCUGGAACUCACUGACUACUCUUAAAUUAUGAAAUGGAUUAUUUGCCUAAUGAAAACAAUUCUCAAACAAAUACCUAAAAAAUGUGCAAAGUGUAUAAUUUGAAAAUAUCACAAAUUGACCCGAUUACUUUUUCAUUUACGGUAAGUGUACAGAAUUGAUUAUGAUUGAUUGUUUUCAUAUGGAAUAUUUUCGUGAUGUCUUCAUUAUUUUCAACA
Molecule: messenger RNA, 1222 nt
Organism: Sitodiplosis mosellana (orange wheat blossom midge)
Lineage: Eukaryota; Metazoa; Arthropoda; Insecta; Diptera; Cecidomyiidae
Product: 23 kDa integral membrane protein-like
Exons: 6
Coding region: 209-910 (233 amino acids)
Cellular component (GO): membrane
Source: RefSeq, a predicted model, not a curated record